UCAUUCGUUUUCACAGUAUCGAAGCGUACGGACGUCUCGCGCGUCGCGUAGAUAUUUUAUUAUUUUCUCAGCUUCUGGUAGGUGGUGCGCGCAGCAAAUAAAGAAAUUUGUGUAUUGCAGCAGAAGUUUUUCGCUGCGCACAGGCUGUGCCGCUGCUUGCAAGAGACUCUACCAAGCAAAGCAUAAAACUAAUUGUAACAAAGAAAGGUGUAAAUCGCUGGAAAAAAAAAACAAAAAAUAAAUCCAAUAGCAGUGAAAACGAAACGAAACAUUUAAGUUCAAGGUUUAUUUCCACACAAUGCCAGAACCGAAGUUCAAACGCAACUAAAUUUAAAACUGUGUGCAGAUUUUUGUAUACACUGUCGCGUACGUGUGUGUGUGCGUGUGCGUUUGCGUGUGUUAGUGAAUGUGACUUCUGCAUUUUGCUGUGGCUUAAACCAAGAGCCAGCCAGCCAAUUAUUGAAUUAACAAAUGUGCACACAAUAAGAAAAUAUAGAAAACAUUGUCUCGAUCUAUCUGUGGAAAAAUAUCUAAACCCAAUUACUCAGUUUGCUCUCAGUUUAAUUCGAUUGACACAGAGGCAGGCGGCAGAGCGCGAGCGCAAGCAACAGCAGUAGCGACAUCAGCAGCAGCAGCCCCAACAAAAUAUAAGGCGACAGACUUAACUUGCCCACUUUUCGCCCGUUGGUGGUGGGAGACGCACACAGAGUACAACAACAACAAGGAGAGCCAAACCUACUCCAGCUCUCAGCUCUGCUUUUGCGCAGAUUGACGCAGCGAAUUCGCCGUCUCGUUGAGCGCUGCUCAGCUGCAGCUCGGUCGACGCUGUUUGGAAACACCUUGCUCCAAUAUUUUUGCCUGGCUGUGUGCUCUGCUCUGCUCUGCUCUAUAACUGCCGUUAGUCCAAACGACUCAGUGGCCGUUGCCGUCGCAGUCGCCGUCUCAGUUUCGUUUCGUGCGAUUCUUUAGCUGCAGCUGUAAAAAUCGUCGGAAAAUCGCAGCCACAAAGAAAAAGGCAACAUUUUUGUGUUGUUGUAAUUUUCCAAUGCUGCUUGACUGCGCUUUGCACGCGAUUCCCUACAAUUUGGUUGCGGCCAGCACUGCUGCAACAACAACACCAACAACAACAAUAACAAGCAUAAGCGAAACGGCAGCAGCUUCAACAUUGUCGCCGUGUCGCCAGCAGCGCCGCAGCAUCGCCAGCCCCUUGGUCUCGCCAUGUACAACAACAGCAACGGGAGGCGCAGCAGCGAUGCCAGCAUAGAACAGAAUACGCAGCAGCAGUCGCAGCAGGAGGAGGAGCAGCAGAUGCAGCAGGCGAGCGCAGUCAGGACGAGGACGAGCACGAGCACGAGCAGGAGCAGGACUAUUGCCACGUCCAAGGCGAGAGCCAGGGCCACGUCGUUAAUCUAUUUACCGCCUUUCUGCCAGCCAUGUGGACAUGUGCCUGCGGCCAGCAGCAGCAGCAGCAGCAGCUGCUGUUGUUGUAGUCAGCGACAUAAAAAUUAUGAUAAACAUGCCGCAGCGCCGACGCUGACAGCGGCAGCAGCCACAGUCUCAGCCGCAGUCUCAUCCUCAGCCUCGCCAGCAACUGGCUGGAAAUUCCUGCAGCGUGAUAUUCAGUUAAGCGUGGAUGAGGACGCAGUGGCGCAUAGCUGCAACGAUCUCAGACAGGCAACGCAAUUAGUUAUGCCAAUUGUUGUAGGUGGCAGCAGCAGCAGCAGCAGCCACGUCUUGGAAUGCCUGACGUUUCCGAUGCGGCGCCAGCGACGUGAACGACAAACUCUGCACUCGCUGCACACAAUAAAACCAAUCAGCAAUGCAGCAGCAGAAGCAGCCGCAGCAGCAACAGCAGCAGCAACAAAUAGUUCGCAAACAACGACAACGGCUUUGGCCACAAGUGGCCAGAACGACGAGCAGGCGGAUGGUCUUGGAGAUGAAGAUGAAUGUAGGUGCUUUAACUACAACGGUGAUAUUAGUGCGCUGGAACGUCUAAAGCAGGAGCAGCAACAGGAGCAGGAGCAGGUGGAGGAUAAGGAGCAGAUGGAGCAGACUUGCGAGUGGUAUCAACUUCCUAGCAUUACGUGGCUAAAAUUCUGGCAGCAGCUGCUGCGGCGGCAACUGUGCAACAACAGCAGCAGCGACGCCAACAACUCCGCCAAUGCGACAACGCAAACAACGAACACAACGACAACAACAACAACAGGAACAGGAACAACAUCAAUAAUAGACAGGAGCAGGGGAAGGUGCGGGCAGCUGGAGCCAAUCACAAGGCUGGCAACGAGCUGUGGCAGCAACAGCAUGACGUCGACAAAAAGUUGGCUGGGACCGCUUUUGCUGACUCUGCUGCUGGCCACGUCCGUUAGGGGCUGGGGCGGCCGUCAAGAUGCGCCCACAAAUUGCACGUUUCCGGCACGCUGGGAGGGCUCCUGGUUCCUAUCGGGCUAUCAGCAAUCCAUACACAUCAAGGGCUCACAGUUCAGCUACCGCGGCAGGUGUGCGGCCUCAGAUGGUAACAAAUAUCUGAUAGUCGAUGAGAAAGGAUGUCAUCGUUGCCUGGUUAUCUAUGAGAAGCAUAAGAAUGUGCUCCAGUAUAAAGAAAGUGAGUGCGAAGGUGAUAGUAUGUAUAUGCAUCAGUCGAAUCCAUCUGCACUGGCGAUGCGUAGCUCUAUUAAACAAAGUGAUCAUAGGGGGGGAGCUCAUCCCAAUACGAACAACGGGCAUUCAAGACUAUCAUCAUCGGAUCAGUACAUAAUGAGAUCCAAUGACGAUAUGAAUGAUUACUUUUGCAAGGGCCGUGAGACUUUACAGAAUCUCUGCGAUCAAAUACCGGGCGAUGCUCUGCUCUAUUCCCUCUUCCGCGAGAGCGCCGAGCCGGUCAAGUGCCCGCUAAAGGGUCCCUUCAUAUUCACGUACAAUCGCGGCCACGGCGAGUGCAAGUCGCCCGUCUCGAACAUCGAGAGCUGCACCGAGGAGAGUCGCCUGCUCCUCAGUUUUCAGGCCUGUCCCGAUGUCCAGGGCACCGAGAGCACGGUUGAGGAGCUGACCUGCCUGGCGACCUGGAAGGAUGGCAACUCACGCUAUUUGGUGGGUCUUGUCUUGCAUCAUCAUGCCAUUUCGAAUGAGGAGCGUUAUCGCUGCUUUGUUUACGAGAAAAUCUCCUCGCUGAUGGGCGGACCGAGCAUGCUCAGCUCGAAGGAUGCCGAAUAUAAGCUGGCGCAAUCCGGCGACGCCACUUGCAAUGGCUUAGACAGCGCCGAGGUUGGCUCGCGAAUAAUGUCGCUGCGGAAACCGCCGGCGGCUGAGCGCUGCGAUUUUCCCGCUUGGUUCAAGGGUCCGCGACACUGGCAUGCACUUAUGGGCAAUGCCGUCUACAAUUAUCAUGCCAAUGAUGGCUCCGUGCACAUUAUUAAGCCCAACGGCUACAUGGAGACACGUGCUCUCUGCGAGCAGAUAAACAAACAGACCUCAACCGAAAUGAUGGCUGUGGUGCACUAUACCACCGGCUGCAAAUCCGGGUUUAUGUGCAUGAUGUUUUACCGUCGGGACACGCACGUCAUUGAGAUACAAACGGGCAAGCAGGCCACUCGUCUGGAGGAUGCCUGUGCACCGGAUCACUUUGACUUCAAUAAGAUGGCCUACAUAACGCUGCUGGCAAGCAAUCCGGAACCGCAUAUCUGCCCGAUGGAGGGCCUGUACACUCUGCGCGGCGCAAUUGGGCCGCCUUACCUGGUCACGCGCCACAAGCGCAAUCACAAUGGCAAAUCGCAUCUCGGACAUGGCCAUCAUCAUCAUGGCGAUGCCUUGGAUGCCGGCUCCUUUGCCCACAAGGGGCACAGCACACUCAGCUUUCGCAAUGCCGAGCGCAUGGAGCGUGGCUCCUGGCAUGCCAACACGCGCGGCCUGCCCGUGCGCAGCCGACGCAAUGCACUCCCGGCACAGCAGGAGCCGCAGCAGCAGCAACUCCAGCAACAGCAGCAGCAGCAGGAAGCUCUGGUGCUGAGCAGCGCCAACGAUACCAGCGUGGGCUUCGUGGCCACGCGCAGUCGUCGCGAUGUGCCCGGCUGUGUGACCAACUACAAUGCCCAGCGACAGCUUUGGGUCGGCUGCACUGCGCCCAAUGUCAUCGAUGUGAGUCCCCUGUGCAGCGUGGACGGCGAGGAAGAGUACUCCUGUCAUGGCUCGUGGAGCGAGAACAGCACCGUCUACAUUAUAGCCAGGCACAAGGGCACCAAGCAUGGCGUCUGCAUUAGCUACAGGCCAACGGAGGGCAAUGCAGCCAAGCUGGUUGUCGGCGAUGCCUGCUAUCGCGGCACGCAAAAGCCGCCCGAUCAUCAUCUGGUGGCCAAUCUAUCCGUUUUUGGUAAAUGCGGCGAAACAGGCUCCAGCGCCAGCACAGCUCACCUGGCCAACUGGAUGGUUCUGUUGGCCAUGUUGACGUGUCUAACGCUGCAAAGCUGAGUUAAUCGGGCGAGUAGCAUCUAAUUUGGGACUGCACAACAUUCAACAAUUUCGAUAGCCAGGCAAGAGGAGCAAGAGGAGCCUGCACCUAAACCCAAAAAACCACAACCAAAUCCCCAAUAUGAUGAACAUGUAUACAAGACACACACAUUUAAGACUAAUUGUACAUUGCAUAUUGUAUAUGUAAGGCCUAAGCGACCGUAAAAACAAUUCAAAUAUCCUUUGCUGUAUAUAACUUAUUUGUUUAUUGUUUAUCAACCUUGUUUUGUUUAGUUCUAAGUGCUUUAUAUUUGAAAUCAAUAUAUUAUAUAUAUAUAAAAGAAAAAAGAAGUUAAAAUUAACGAGCAAAAAAAUGGUUUGCAAUAAAGCCUUAGAGCAAGCGCUUAGUUUAGGCCUAGUUAAGCGCGCCUUUUGCGAAAUGUAGCGCUGCAGUUUAAGCAAAUAUUUCUUUAUAUGUAAAACAAUUAUGCAGAAAAACACAAAAAUAAAAUAAAAAUGAAAAAUGAUUAAGCAAAAGACAAAAUAUAACAACUACAUAUACGAAUAGAAGCUAAAAGCUUAACGUUCUGUAUGCUUAAUAAAGUUCUAUGCAUUUAUUUUUCUAUAUCAUUUCCAAAAUGUUUCCUACAACAAAAAGUACACACACACAAACAUACACACACAUAUACAUAAAUACUAAGUGGAAAAACGAAACAAAAUAACAACUUUCUAGCAACUACGUAAAUGUAUGUAAAAGUUUAAAUUAGUUUUCAAAUUGUACAAAAAACAAAAACACAAAAAAAAAAGAAAAGGAAAUGCAGAAAACGCGUACACACACAUAUAUAUUUUGUUGUACAGUGCAAAAUAGUUUGUAAUAAGCAUAAUUAUACUAAUAAUACAUAUAUAUAUAUGAGAAUAUAUAUAUAUAUAUAUGUGUAUACAUAAUAAUACAAUUUUGCAUAGGAUCACAUUGGUUUCAUACAUACAUAAUUAAUACCUUGCAAAAACUAAGCAUACAAUACAUACACAUAGACAUAUAUAUAUAUAGAUAUAUAUAUAUAUAUUGUAUGAUUCAUAGCGCAGGCAUAAGAAAUUGUGAAGUUUCAUGAACUUUGAACUUUAUUAAGUAGCUGCACAUCACACACGUUCAUAAUCAAUCAACUAAUUUCUAAUAAAACACACAGACACAAACCGAGGACAACCAAUCCGAGAGACAACAAUGAAUCAGCAAGAAAUGCUAAGAAAUAAUUAGAGUGUUUAAGGCAAUUAAGCGGUGAUAUAGGUCUAGAAUAAACAAAACAAAAUGCAACUGUAUAAACAACAACAUCAACAGGCAGUCAGGCGGACAGACAGACAGACAGACAGACAGAGGCGAUAAGCCUAAAGAUAGUGUAUCCAAAGGAUUUCAGAAACUAGCAUUUUCCCUCGAUUACAUAUAGAGUUAAAUAAACAAAACAAAACAAAAAUCCAAUUUUGUCCUAAAAGUGAAAAACAAACGAAAAGAAAAAACAACCCCUCGCGGUUAAUAACUAACAAUUCCGUAGCCUCUUCCAGGCGCAU
Molecule: messenger RNA, 6000 nt
Organism: Drosophila montana
Lineage: Eukaryota; Metazoa; Arthropoda; Insecta; Diptera; Drosophilidae
Gene: aus
Product: argus
Exons: 15
Coding region: 1219-4461 (1080 amino acids)
Biological process (GO): autophagosome-lysosome fusion
Source: RefSeq, a predicted model, not a curated record